Molecule: messenger RNA, 1788 nt
Organism: Aspergillus versicolor CBS 583.65
Lineage: Eukaryota; Fungi; Ascomycota; Eurotiomycetes; Eurotiales; Aspergillaceae
Exons: 3
Source: RefSeq, a predicted model, not a curated record
AUGACGAUAGGCAAUUCAAUAGCCGACGCCACAAACACCUGCCUGCAAAAUCUUGAGUCAUGUCUCUCUAUUGAGAGGCUGGCGCAGGGUGCGUGGGCAGAGACCCGCCUUGGAGACUUCAACCUCUGGAUAUCGGGGAUAGGUGCAUUGGCACCGGGAAAAGCUUCCCUCGACGCGAGGCUUGGUCGUAGACCAGAAGCUCAGAGAGUCGUCACCAACAUCCUGAUUUUACUUGGGUCGAAUGUCGAACGAUGCAAAGAACUAGGUCGGUUUCAAGCGCAGCCUAGUGGAGAUAGCGAAUCUGGGGACAGUCUGCAGUUGGCUGACGAUGAUGAGCCGCCAAGGGCGUUCUCGCCUUGGUCUGAUCAUUCAGCGUCUGAUGGCUCGACUCCAUCUGAGGGCCAGAGUGGCCGGAAUUCCCCAACUGGUGCCCUAGACGAGGCAAUGAGAGAUGUCGAGGAGCUGCUUGACCAGCUUGGCCAGCUCGGGCUCGUCAUUCGGCGGGCAGGAAAGCGAUCGCGGUUCGUCAAAGCAGACCAGAGAUUUCGUCCUGAAGAGCACGAGAUGUUGGAAAGCCAUCUAACAUCUAUGCUACUCAUGUGGUCUUGCUCACACCCAACACCUGGAGCCCCUGUCUCAGGGCCACUCACCGAGAUCCAGAACCGACUUGUUCACAGUAAUAUGAAGAGACGUAACCGCUUUUUAUAUGCCCAAACUCACUCGCUGGGCUUAGCCCCGGCACAUGUUAACCGCCUGAAGUCGGAGUCUACGGCCGCAACACCGACGAUUGAAUCUAACUUUCCUCAGCAUUCACCGCGAGAGGGAGACAAAGCCGAUAGGAAGCCAAGGGAAGGGCGCGACGGUGUUCCCCAGACCAGGCAAACGGUGACCACGGCCUCCGCUAUUAGCGAUUCAUUUGCCAAAGAUACAUUGGAUGUACCACCACCAAAGGGUACAUCGACAAUGCUGUCUACUACUGUGGGUAGUCUUGAGUAUCCACGCCCUCCGCGAUUGAAGGAAACCGCGCGAGUGUUUCGCUGUCCUUGCUGCUGCCAGACCCUUCCUGCCGAUAUGGCAACACCUUCAAGAUGGAAAAAACACAUUGCAGAAGAUCUAUGUCCUUACACCUGCAUUCUACCUCACUGUCGUCAGCCUGACCUUCUUUUUGACACAAAGGCAGAAUGGCUUCAACACCUUCGAGAAACACACAGUAGCGCGACCUACUGGGUGUGCUCUAUCUGUGACAAUGAGAACACGUUUGCCACUGAAGAAACCUUCAUCAACCACAGCAGGAUGGCUCAUCAUGACUCCGUGCCACGGGAUCAAGCCCCCUUACUAGCUGAUAUCUCUCAGCACUCGGCCCCUACAGAGAUCCGCUGCUGCCCAUUUUGCAAUUGGACAGGAGAGAAAGGCGAGACUGAUAUGCGCACUCUUCUUGACCAUAUCGCACGAGGCGUUCAUUCGUUUUCACUGCGGGCAUUGCCAUGGGCAGAUGACAAUGGACAGGAAAUUGAUGAACGCAUUGAACAUUCAUGCGCCAAAGUACAGGAAUGGCUCUUUACGUCUGGACUCUCUAACGGCCCUCCGUAUAAAGAACCACCACCUCGAGAGAAAAGAAGGUUUGUCCAUGACCACUUUGAGCAUAACCCUUACUUUCCUGGGAACUCCGAUGGCUCUAGCUCUGAUGGCUCAAAGUCCUCGGGCUCCCUUGGUAGGAAACUGGAGAAUAUAAGGGGAGAAACAUCUCUUGACUUUGAAAACCUCGAUAAGAGCGAUUCAAAUUCGGAA